This is a messenger RNA of Thrips palmi, 647 nucleotides long. RefSeq names its product phosphopantothenoylcysteine decarboxylase (gene Ppcdc). The record is from RefSeq and is a predicted model, not a curated record. Gene Ontology annotation, biological process: coenzyme A biosynthetic process. Gene Ontology annotation, cellular component: phosphopantothenoylcysteine decarboxylase complex. The coding region runs from base 21 to 587 and encodes 188 amino acids. The transcript is spliced from 2 exons. Gene Ontology annotation, molecular function: phosphopantothenoylcysteine decarboxylase activity; FMN binding. NCBI's taxonomy places the organism in Eukaryota, Metazoa, Arthropoda, Insecta, Thysanoptera, Thripidae.
AUCGCAGCUGCUUGUCUUGAAUGAUGGAGAAGAAUAAGAAAAAUGUGCUGCUGUGCUGCACAGGCAGCGUAGCAACUAUCAAACUGAAACCAUUGCUUGACGAAAUUUUAAAGCAUGGGACGGUAGUGCGUGUUGUUGUCACUGAACAUGCUCAGCAUUUCUUCAGUGCCGGUGAUAUACCUGAUGGUGUUGAAGUUUUCCAAGACUCUGAUGAAUGGUCCAUGUGGAAGAAGAGAGGCGACCCAGUCCUGCACAUUGACUUGGGUAAAUGGGCAGAUGCCAUACUCAUUGCACCAUUAGACGCCAACACUCUUGCUAAAAUAGCACAGGGUAUAUGCGACAACCUACUGACAUGUGUCAUCCGUGCAUGGGAUGUGAGGAAACCUCUUCUUUUCUGCCCGGCUAUGAACACUCGGAUGUGGGAGCAUCCAGUGACAGCAUCACAAAUAUGUAUUUUGAAGAGUUGGGGCUACACCGAAGUUCCCUGUAUUGCCAAAACUUUAGUGUGCGGUGAUACAGGUCUCGGUGCUAUGGCAGAACUAGAUACUAUUGUUAAUGCAUUAUUGGGGACCAUUAGUACUGUUUAACUCUUAUAUUGUAAAUGUUGUAUGGGUUGGUAAUUAAAGCUUUGUAACCACUAGCUUCAA